UAUUGCUGCGAUACCGCACAAAUACAAAAUGAACUAUACCAAACAUUUAAUUUUAUUGUUUUUUGUGUUUUACAUUACAACAGUCAAUUCUAUGGAUGCUGGGGAAAUAAAAAAACUUAAAAAAUGGUCAGAGACCUUAAAACCAGCAAGAAUUUUGGAUUCGAGUCUGUUGGUAACUGUACAUCCCGAAUACUAUAAGAAUUCUAUAAAGGCAUCAUUGGCAAUUACUUAUCCGGAAAUGACACUUGAAAUUAAGAAUGAGCUAGUUGAACACUCCAGUGAAAGUAACUGGCCUAAAGGUAUAUCAACGAAGGAAUUACGAGACAUUAAUAAGGAACAUAUAGACAAUUAUAGGUGUAGACUUAUUCCGCGAAAAAUACAAUCAAGACAGUUAGUAAUCGUGUUGGCAUCAGAAAAUGAAAAGCUGAUACCUGAAGAUAUGACUGCUGUUCCAGCAUUUAUCAUGGUUUUCGAGUUUGGAGGAUUAAUUGCCGUCCAAGAAACAAAUUCACCGGAAUUAGACGGGUUGGAAAUAGAUACAUCGGGAACAGAUGUGUCUAAAAUGACAGAUCUAUCAGAUUUGGCAAAGACCCUGAAACCAGCAACAGUUGUGUUCUGGGGUGGAAUGCUAUCCCAGCUUGACGUAACUAUUCUUAAGUAUCAGAAUUCCGUACGGGGUGGAUUGGUUAAUUGGCCACCUGAAUUUGUGGAUGAACUUGUUAACAAAUUGGAUGAAAACAGCUGGCCCCCUGGACUCGCGAACGUGCCAAAAAGGAAAGAUAAUCAGAUUUAUUUGGACAAAUUAAACUGUAGACGUCUUCCGUUUGUAAGAUAUUAUCAGUAUGAAGAAGCAGUAAUCGUGUUUGCUUCUGAUAAUCCAACGAUGUCUGAAGAAUUAACUGAUGAGAAAGGAUAUGUAGUGUUUUUCGGUAAAGGAUCUACAAUAGAUAAAGAAGUCAUUGUAAUACCUCACACUACAUCAUAA
This is a messenger RNA of Adelges cooleyi (spruce gall adelgid), 985 nucleotides long. RefSeq lists its product as uncharacterized. Lineage: Eukaryota; Metazoa; Arthropoda; Insecta; Hemiptera; Adelgidae. Bases 29 to 985 code for a protein of 318 amino acids. Gene Ontology annotation, molecular function: ubiquitin protein ligase activity. The transcript is spliced from 5 exons. Gene Ontology annotation, biological process: protein ubiquitination. The record is from RefSeq and is a predicted model, not a curated record.